AUGCGCGCCCUGUGGCUGACGGACAUCCACUUGGACCACCUGCGCGAUGCCGCGGCUUUCGCGGCGUUUGCCGCGCGAGUGUCGGUGGGCCACGCGCCAUUCGACGGGGCCAUCGUCACUGGCGAUAUCUCCACGGCGCAGCACCUGAAAGGACACCUGGAGGCGCUGGCCGCCGCCUGGGGGAGGCCGGUGUGGUUCGUGCUGGGCAACCACGACUACUAUGGGGGAGGGAUCAAACAGGUGCGCACAGAAAUGGCCAGUCUGGUCUCACAUCCUUUGCUCACCUACCUGCCCCAAGCGGGGCCGAUCAAACUGUCGCCAACUGCCAGCUUGGUGGGAAUCGACGGGUGGGGCGACGGCCGGCUGGGCCGCCCGGAGACGACGCCCGUGUUGCUUAACGACUUCGUGCUGGUGAGGGAGCUCGAGGCGUCAAAGGGGCGAAUGGGUUUGUUGAGCACAGUCAGGCGGCUGGGGGACGAUGAGGCGGCGCGGUGCCGGGAGCUGCUGGCCGCGGCGGCGGAGAGGUCGAGAAGAGUGGUGGUGGCGACCCACGUGCCGCCGUUUAGGGAAGCCUGCUGGCACAGAGGUGGGAUUUCCGACGAUGACUGGCUGCCUUGGUUCACCUGCAAGGCCGUGGGGGACGCGCUGGUGGAGGCGGCCGAGACGCACCCCGACAAGCAGUUCCUGGUUCUGUGCGGGCACACCCAUACGUCGGGCACGGCGACGAUUCUGCCAAACCUGGUGGUCCGCACGGGGGGCGCGGUCUACGGGAGUCCCAAAGUGGAAGACGUGCUAGAAUUUGCGUGA
Molecule: messenger RNA, 807 nt
Organism: Ostreobium quekettii
Lineage: Eukaryota; Viridiplantae; Chlorophyta; Ulvophyceae; Bryopsidales; Ostreobiaceae
Source: the annotation of a GenBank genome assembly